GGAGCGACUGUAGGGAUGGAGAUCGCACUAGCUAAGCUCUCUGAUACUCAACUACUAUCGUCCAAGCUUCUCAACUGCAACGAAGUUUCCUAAGCCACAUAUGUAGUAUAUCUAGAUUGAUAGAUACAAAACGUAUACGUCGAGUGCCUGGAUAUCACAUCGGAUCGCACGUGCAUUUAAUUACGGUGUUUUUAAGUUGUUAACUCUAUCUGCAUAUAUCGCAAAUUCAAAUUUUCUACAAAAGUAUACAAUAAAUGUGUGAAUUUUAUCAUGCGGCAACGAGAACCAACGACGUUUGCAAGGAAAAUCAAUAGGAGUCAACCACGGACCAGUGGACCCCAUCCGGUCCAUUUGGGGCGACAAUUGCUGAUGCUGGUCCGCUUUGAUGUCCAAAAGUAAUUACACAUGCAUGUUUCUCACAUGACAGCGCCACUCGACUGUUCAGUUCAAUGUGCCAAGUACCCUGGAAUAUUGCAAAAUCUACUAAGACUUGUGCUGGAGCACCGCAAGAACUAUCAGGAUGAAACCGAGGAGCGUUUCCGCCUCAAGAUCUUCAAUGAGAACAAGCACAAGAUUGCCAAGCACAACCAGCGAUUCGCCGAGGGCAAGGUGAGCUUCAAACUGGCGGUCAAUAAGUACGCCGAUUUGCUGCACCACGAAUUCCGUCAGCUGAUGAACGGCUUCAACUACACUCUGCACAAGCAACUGCGUGCCGCCGAUGAAAGCUUCAAGGGAGUCACCUUCAUCUCGCCGGCUCAUGUGACGCUGCCCAAAUCUGUGGACUGGCGCACCAAGGGAGCUGUGACCGCCGUCAAGGAUCAGGGACACUGCGGCAGCUGCUGGGCCUUCUCCAGCACAGGCGCCCUCGAGGGUCAGCAUUUCCGCAAGUCCGGUGUCCUCGUCUCGCUGUCCGAGCAGAAUCUGGUCGAUUGCUCCACCAAGUACGGCAACAAUGGAUGCAACGGCGGUCUCAUGGACAAUGCCUUCCGCUAUAUUAAGGAUAAUGGAGGCAUCGAUACCGAGAAGUCCUAUCCCUACGAGGCCAUCGAUGACUCGUGCCACUUUAACAAGGGCACAGUCGGAGCCACCGAUCGUGGAUUCACCGAUAUUCCCCAGGGUGAUGAGAAGAAGAUGGCCGAGGCUGUGGCCACCGUUGGUCCCGUUUCCGUCGCCAUCGAUGCCUCCCACGAGUCGUUCCAGUUCUACUCGGAGGGCGUCUACAACGAGCCGCAGUGUGAUGCCCAGAAUCUGGAUCACGGUGUGCUGGUCGUUGGCUUCGGCACCGACGAGUCCGGCGAGGAUUACUGGCUGGUGAAGAACUCGUGGGGCACCACCUGGGGCGACAAGGGCUUCAUCAAGAUGCUGCGCAACAAGGAGAACCAGUGCGGCAUCGCUAGCGCCUCCAGCUAUCCCCUGGUCUAGAGCAGAACUGAUGUAGUUUAGCCCCAGCAUUCAUAUGAUAUGAUUUAGAAAAGAAACAGAAAAGAUACCAACGCAAGCAUCUCAAAAAUGAACUUUAAUAAUUUAGCCCAACCUCAUAUUUAAUGAACUAAUUUUGUAAUGGGUCCAUUGUAUUCGCGUUUCUCUGCCAUCAUGUAUGAUAUAGGUGAACAACAAAUCUGUUGAUGUUUGUAGAAAAAUAAAUAAAAAUUAUAUAAUUUU
Drosophila melanogaster (fruit fly) is the source of this 1662-nucleotide messenger RNA. RefSeq names its product cathepsin L1 (gene CtsL1). Gene Ontology annotation, biological process: proteolysis. The coding region runs from base 406 to 1422 and encodes 338 amino acids. The record is from RefSeq and is marked reviewed. Lineage: Eukaryota; Metazoa; Arthropoda; Insecta; Diptera; Drosophilidae. Gene Ontology annotation, molecular function: cysteine-type endopeptidase activity; cysteine-type peptidase activity. The transcript is spliced from 4 exons. Gene Ontology annotation, cellular component: lysosome.